AUGUUUGAUGACGACUCCCAGAUCGUCAUCAACAGUUACAAAGAGCUUAUUCGUGUUCAAGACCAAGAUCUCCGCACAAUCAAGCUGGCUACUAGUAAUAACCAAGGCGCUGGCAUUGAAUUGGUCGAGGAAUAUGAAUCGAUGACGAAGAAGCUCGAAGCCUCUGGAAAGCAAAUCCAAAAUCUCGAGCAAGAAGUGUACGAUUGGAAGCAACGCUUCUCUUCAAAGGAGGAAGCCUUGCGAGAGAAGGAGCAAUCCUAUGAGCAGCUGGAAUACACAUCUCAAAUGGAGAAGGAAGCGUUUGAAAAGGAGAAGGAAACGUUGAAUGGGCAGAUUGAGCAGCUCGGCAAGGAGAAGGAAGAGCUCGAGGAGAUCGCAGAGCAAAACCGAGAUACUCACGAACAGGAAAUGAGUGCGAUGAUGGUGUCUUUGGAGAAGAAGGAGAACCAAAUCCGAACAUUAGACAGCACUAUCACCAGCUACGAAAACGUGAUCCAAGAACUGCGCCAGGAAUUGCAACGAAGUUCUCGCUUCUAUAAAACCGAACACAACACGCAAUACGCGAGUCUUGAGCAGCAGACAGCGAAAGCAAAGCAGGAAUUGAGUGCUUGCCAAUCUUCUUUGCAGCAGAGCGAAAAGAAAUUCAGCCAACUCGUUGUGGACUACCGUGCAGUGGAGGACGAAUUGGAAGAGACGAAGAAAACGUUAUUUGAGUUAUCGUCUCAGAGAGAUAAUUCUGCAACUGUCAAAGAGUUGCAAGCGGAAAACCAGAGACUGCUUGCGGAGCUCGAGCGUGCGAAGCAGUCUCGCGUAUUGGUUGAUGGGGAAUAA
Messenger RNA from Blastocystis hominis, 831 nucleotides. RefSeq lists its product as hypothetical. The transcript has 2 exons. NCBI's taxonomy places the organism in Eukaryota, Bigyra, Opalinata, Blastocystidae. The record is from RefSeq and is a predicted model, not a curated record. Bases 1 to 831 code for a protein of 276 amino acids.